UCCUCCACGCACCACGUUCAGAAUCUGUGCUGAAAAAGAAAAAAGAAAGAGUCGGAGGCGAAGAGUAAACUUGACUGUAAAGCCUGUCAGUGUCGCGCUGCUGACGUCACGACCGGCGUCUCCACCUUCUUAGAUGUGGCUUGAGAGGUGGCUGCCUCCGAAGUGUGUCUCGUGUGUUGCCGUGUAGAUGCUGAGGAUAUGCGGGCGUGGUGUGGUGCUGAGCCUGGCCGUGGCGGCGGCGGCUGUCAUGGCCGUGUGGUUGAUGGACUGGUGGGGUCCCCGCCCUGGUCUUCGCCUCUUCGCACCCGAGGAGCUAGCCCGCUAUCGCGGCGGCCCAGGGGACCCGGGCCUGUACUUGGCGCUGCUCGGACGUGUUUACGACGUGUCCUCUGGCCGGAGGCACUACGAGCCUGGGGCGCACUAUAGCGGCUUCGCAGGCCGGGAUGCAUCCAGAGCAUUUGUGACAGGAGACUAUUCUGAAGCCGGCCUUGUGGAUGAUGUAAAUGGGUUGUCCUCCUCUGAGAUACUGACGCUGCACAAUUGGCUUUCAUUCUAUGAGAAACAUUAUGUAUUUGUCGGAAGACUGGUUGGAAGGUUCUACAGAAAAGAUGGGCUGCCCACUUCAGAACUAACCCAAGUAGAAGCCAUGGUGACUAAAGGCAUGGAGGCAAAUGAACAGGAACAGAAAGAAAAGCAGAAGUUCCCACCAUGCAAUGCUGAGUGGAGCUCUGCUAAGGGCAGCAGGCUCUGGUGCUCCCAAAAUAGUGGAGGUGUGCACAGAGACUGGAUUGGUGUCCCCAGGAAGCUGUAUAAGCCAGGGGCCAAGGAGCCACAUUGUGUGUGUGUGAGAUCAACUGGCCCUCCUAGUGACCAGCAAGAUAACCCUAGACACUCAAAUCGUGGGGACUUGGACAACCCCAACUUGGAAGAAUACACAGGCUGCCCACCACUGGCCAUCACAUGUUCCUUCCCACUCUAAGAUGUUGCUGACACAUGGCGAACCUUCCCUAGAUCUACAGAAAACCCUCCAUCUUGUGCCCUAGCAUGGCUCCUGGCCUGAAAUAGGAGUGUCAAGGACUCUAGCCACACUCUGCAAAUGAGGGUCACAAUUCUAUUGGCUGAGACAAGAGCCUGAUAGCCUACCUCGUAUGGUCAGCUUGUUUUGACUGGAACUGCUGUCCUCUGUCGCCUUCCUUCAGAGCCUGCAGACAUUAAUAAACACAGUGAAAUCACCACAGAACUGCUUGGAUAAGAAGCCUGAGAGCUCCAGCAGGUACUUCCAUAGACUCAGUGCUGUCUGAAUCAGAGCUUGGACUCUGCCCUUCAUGCCAGUCCUGAUGGUACUUGGAGCAGUAGCACAACAGGAUUGUGGCUCUCAGUGGAAAAUCAGGUAUUUCCCAAGAAGCUUUGCACCUUAGUAAAAUGAAGGUAACUGUUCUAAGUCACAGGGUAAUUGACUAAGCUCUUAAUUUCUGACAUUUGUGACAUUUCUAAAACCUCUACUCCCAAGGCAAACUUGAAUGCACUGACUCUGUAAUAGCUGGGAUGUCCAGUGAGGGGAGAUAAUAAACUGGGAUAGUAGAUUCUGGGGCUUGACUUACACAGAUGGAGCACACCAUAACCCCCCUGCCUUGGCGUGCAUGAAACAGCUUUUUACUCAUAUUGCUAGUGGAAAGCUGUCCCUCACUGUUGCACAUUUACGAGGCUCUGCUGCAGGUCUCCACCCGCCGUGGAUCCCUCCUCGGCCGCACAGCAGCAGCGCUUCUUAGCUGCCUUUCUGGUUCUGGUUUUCCUUUUCCAGACAGGGUGUCAUUAUGUAGCUCUAUCUAUGCUGGAAGUCACCAGAUAGACUGGGCUGGCCUGGAACUCACAGAAAUCCACCUGCCUCUGCCUCCUGAGUACUGGGAUUAAAGGCAUGCACCUCUAUGUCCUACUAAUUCUUACCUAUCUUAAUCUCUGUUACUUUUUUUAAAUUGAAUAUCCUCUUCUUUUACAUUGCCAAUGGUAAAACCUUUCCAGAUCUCUAUUACUUUUUUUUUUUUUUAAAUCACUUGACUUUUUGAGACAAGAUCUCAUGUUUCCCGGUCAGCUUUGAAGCCCGUAUGUAGGCAUGUGCUAGCAUGCCCAGUUUAUCCGUGAUGAGGGACUGAGUGAGCCGGAACUGUGUGCAUGCUAGGCAAGCCCUUACCGACUGAGUACCCCAGGCCCUUGCUCGUCAUUGCUCUUGGCUCUGACCAUGACAGCCUGCAAGGUCCCCAAAGCCCUCACUUGCUGCCCGGGCCUCACCCUCAGGUGUUCCUCCUGUGUCUCUGAAGCGUCAUCCCUGGGAACCCCUUCUCUCUUGCUUUUUCUUUCCCCUACUUCAGGCAGUACCCUUUGCGGCAGUAUCUCCAAUCAGCUUGAUAAUGAAGAUGUCUGUGAGCUCUGCAGGCACUGCAACCCCCACACUGUUUUUUCUUUUGUGUACAUGAUAUAUAUAUAUUAACAUGUUAGAUGUCUUUCUAUCUCUCUCUACCUUAUAUGAGACAAGUCUCUCACUGAACUUGUAACUCACUUAUUUGGCAAGACUAGCUGGCUAGAAAGCUCUAGGCUUCCUUCUGUCACUUCCUCCCCAGGCUAUGAUAGAAGUGUGUCCCCAUCCCUGACUUUUUACAGGAAUCUGAACUCUGGUCCUUAUGUUUAUACGGCAAGCACUUUACCAACUGGGCAUCUCCCCAGCCAUACAAGCUCCAUACUUCUAACACCUUCAUCCUCCUUGUCACCGGAUGCCAGUCAUGGUUUCACCUGUCAUCUUGACACAAACCUAGAAUCACCUGGGAAGAGAAUAACUGAGGAAUUAUCCAGAUGACAUUAGCCAGUGGCCUGAGGCAUGUCUGUGAGGCAGUUUCUUUCUUUCAUUCUUCUUAAAAAAUACAAAACAAAACAGCAUUUCUAUAUGUAGCCCUGGCUUCCCUUGAAUUUACCAUGUAGACCAAGUUGGCCUUGAACUCAGAUUCCUCCACCUCAGCUUUCUACUGAGACUAAAGGUGUGAAGCACCAUGCCUGGUCCAUUUUCUUUAACUGCUAACAGAAGGUGCGACACAGCCACUGUGGGCUGUGUCACCCAUGAGCAGAUGGGUGUUUCAGGAUAGUUGAUCACACUGUGAACCUUGAGAUUGUGUUUCUAGUUGUGGUAUGGCUCAGCCCUUAGCAUAGACCUUUAAUCCCUCUGGCUAGAAUACAGACGGGCCCUUAGGAUACACCUUUAAUUCCAAAUAAUGAAAGUAAAGUUAGUUUAUAGAAGGAAGCAGCCUUGUUUGAAAGUGAUGUCUAACUGAGUGGCAAAGUGAUGAAUUAGAGAAUGAUUUGACAAUAGGAUAUGCCCAACUCUCACAAGAAGAGAGGAAAGGGACGCUACUUAAGGGAGUGGUGUGGAGAGAGGGGAAACAGUUUCAUUGGGACAGUUGUACAGAAACAGGUGGCAGAGAGAGAGAGAACAAGCUAGACACAGGUGACAGCAGAUCAAGGCAGAGAAUGAAAAGAAGCCAGAAGAUUAGAACAUCUUGCCAAAGUUAAUAUGAGGCCAGGCAGAGGCAAUUCAGAGAGUGAAAGAGAGGAGUCAGAUUGAGUAACUCAGCUUGGAGAGAAGUUUGAGCCAGAAUAACUGAAUGAACCAGCUAGUCAGAGCUCAGAAAGAACUAGAAAAUGGGGUGAGUUUAUUCAUCAGUAAGUCUCAGGGGCCGAAAACAUUUUAGGCCUACAUAAGACUGUGUGAAGGUGCUGGGUGGUGGUGGCGCAUGCCUGUAAUCCCAGCACUCUGGGAGGCAGAGGCAGGCAGAUUUCUGAGUUCGAGGCCAGCCUGGUCUACAGAGUGAGUUCCAGGACAGCCAGGGCUAUACAGAGAAACUCUGUCUCAAAAAAAAAAAAAAAAAAAAAAAAAAAAAAAAGACUAUGUGGAGGCUAGAGGCUUCCAGCUAGGUUGAUAGACUGAGGCAGUGAGCCUCAGAGACUUUUACAGGUUACUUUCACAGGUAGACCUGGCUGUACAAGAGAGGCAGCUGAAGCCAGGAAUGGAGGCAUACACCUUUAAUCCCAGCACUGGGAAGCAGAGACAGGUGGAUCUCCAAGUUUGAGGCCCAUCUGUUCUACAGAGCGAGUUCUAGGACAGCCAGGGAUACAUAGCAAGAGUGUCUUUGAACUGGAAGACAAAGGUGGCAGCUGAGCCAGCCAGCCAGUAGCACUGCUCUAUAGGUUCUGCUUCACUGAGCUCCUGUGGAUUUCCCUCAGUGGUGAACUAUUAUCUGGAAGUGUAAGAGAAAAUACACCCUUUCUUCCCAAGUUGAUUUUGGCCAAGACACUACCACAUGACCAGUACCACCAUCUACAUCCUGUCUAGGGAAAAGUCUAGCAAGUGGUCCUGGCAGGCCAGUUUGUACCCUUACGUCCUGCCUGCUAGCUUUUCCUCUCCAUCCUGCUCCUGGUCUCCAGAGGCCAGCAAAGAUUGAUCCUCCAGCCUCUGCCCUGCUAUGGUUGGUCAUCUUUCUCCAGGAAGUUCCCACUUAAACCUCCCAGGGGUUCCCGUAUCUUUGAGGAUCACAUGCAGCACUGGCAAAGGGGUCCUCUGCAUUGCCUCUGGCUUUGCUUUGGGAUCUCUUCCCUCCCUAGGUGCCCUGCUUUCAGUCUCUGUAGUCCCUAGUGUUUCCACAGAAACUCUUCCUUCUGCAAGGAAAAUCUCUCCCUCCCUCCAUUAGUCUAUUUAUUUAUUUUUAUUUAAUGUACAUUGGUGUUUUGCCUACAUGUAUGUCUGUGUGAGAGUAUCACGGGAAUUACAGACAGUUGUAAACAACCAUGUGGGUGCAGGGAAUUGAACCUCUAGAAGAGCAGUCAGUGCUCUUAAUCACUGACCCACCUCACUAGCCCCUUCCAAAUUUUUUUUUACAAAAUUGUUUUAUUUGUGUUAAGUUUUAUGAGUACACUGUUGAUGUCUUCAGACACACCAGAAGAGGGCAUCAGAUCCCAUUACAGAUGGUUGCGAGCCACCAUGUGGUUGCUAGGAAUUAAACUCAGGACCUCUGGAAAUACAUCCAGUGCUCUUAACUGCGGACCCACCUUUCCAGCCCUCUCCUGUUUAUUCUUGCCCACCUGGCCUGGGUAUCUUCAUCAUCCAUAGGUUCGCAGAAUAGAUUUCAACUCUUGCACUGCUUUUUACUUGGUGUUCAGCUGUUGUGGGCAUGGUGGGGCAACCCUUUAAUCCUAGCACUUGGGAGCAGACAGGCAGAUCCUUCAAGACUAACCCAGUCUACAAAACAAGUAUCAGGCCAUCCAGGGUGACCCUGUGUCCCACCCCGCCAAAAAGUAUCUACCAUUGUGGGCCUGAACCAUCACCAUCAGUCUGACACAGGACUGACUCACUGCCAUAUUUUUGUGGACUAUGAACAUCUAUGCUUGUCCUUCCAGGCAGAGCUCAGUGAGCUGACCAAGGGCUUUGUUCUUAAUUCUACAGUCCUGUACCUGGUUCCUGAGUGCUAGGACAGAAGGGGCAGGGCCACCCAGGGUCCUAAGAAGCCCUUACAGGAUGAGUUAGAUACUACAGCUAGUUGUCUGAUUUAGGGGCAGAUUUAAGAGCUGUAGAAAAAGAACACAUUAGUCCAAGUAAGUAUUCUGAAGGUUCACUCACUAGAUUUUCAUUUUUGGGACUAGACUUGAGGGCUUUAUGAACCAGAUUUUAAUUUGCCAAUUCCUAAGCCUUCCCUGGUGUUAUCUGAAGCGCACAGUGCAAUCACCCCUGUCCCCACCCUUUUAAAUCUUGGCCUAUAGGAAGCUCAUCUUGGUGAAUACUUAGAGUUGCUUUGAAAUAGUGGAGUAAAGGAGGAAUCUAGGAUUCUUUGGACAACUUCCAUGGUGUCAGGCAGCUGAUUGCGCAGCAGCAGUCACAUGCAUCACCAUAAAGCUUUCAGCUGCUCACUCUGCAUGAAAUGCUUGUGAGGUCUGUCAGUCUGUGUCACAUGGAAUGCUAAGAGGAGGAAAAGUUGAGGGUAGCUGGUGAAGACAUUUGUUCACAAACCAAUUUUAGAUAUAUUUUUCUGAUUUAUUUUUAUUAUUUUAUGGGUAUGAGUAUUUUGCCUGUGUAUGCACAUCUGUGUAUCACUUGUGUGCGACCCUGGUGCUCACGGGGGUUGUGAGCUUGCACAUGAGUGCAGGGAAUGGAACCCAGGCCCUCCGCAGCAUUUACUCUUGACCACCGAGCCAACUCAUCAGCUCUCAUGUUAUCAAUUUUUAGAAAUUGUUUUUUAAUGUUUACUGGUAUUUUUGGCUUAGAAGUAUCUAUAAUGUCUUUAAUUAAAGUUUACACUUUAAAUUCACAAUUUUACCUCAUUUUUAUUGUAAGGAAUUAUUACAGAAAAUCAAAAUAUCAAUAUUUGAAAAAUACAUUCCAUUACACAGACUCCAAAGAAACAAUGCUGCUAAGCGCCAUGGUCCCAGCUGAUGCUGUCAUUCCCACACCGAGCACCACCAGAGAAGUUUGAGAGCCAAAGUGGUCUAUCCAAAUAUGUGCCUGCAGUUUUGGCCCAGCUGCCGCCGCCGCUUUGUCCUUGGUACCGUAAGGAUGUCAUGAAACACCCAGUUCCACACAGCUGCCAAACUGGCAAGUCAGUAAGUCCAGCAGUCCCCAGACUCCCUCACUGUAGAAAGCCAAUGUUGUCAGUUGUAAGAGUUAAUACAUUAUUUAUUCCACGCAAGAGGCAAUGAUCCUCCAGAGAAAGUCUUUAAGGCAUCUAUGACAUCUGAAUGUUAUAUUUAAUUUCCUGGUCACACACUUAGUUUUUCACUAGAUCAACUCAAUGAGCAUAGCUCAGAGCCCUUCACUGAGCUGCUUCCUCUGCUGGGCUGCCAGGGGAGCUCUGGAGCUUCAGGUAGCUCUAGGGGCUGAUCCCGAGGGAAGCCGUAUCUGUGAGGGAGACAUACAGUUACAUGCUGUUGUUGCUUCCUCUCUGGUCUAAGCAUUUGGCAGUUCAGCCACUUUUUCUCCAGGUAAGGAAAUCCUAGAUGGAGACCUGUCCUCCAUCCCUUGCCUGCAAACAAGACUAGUGCAGGAACGGUUUGUAUGGGGGAUGGGCACAAAUUGGGCAGGGUGGUGAGACCCCACACACCAAGCUUCAUGAAAGACCCAUUCAAGGAGAGGGAGGAAGCUGAUGGGUAGUCAGAAAUAACUCACGGCUCUGAGGUAGAGGACAAAAACAUCAUGUGGACCCCACUCCUUGGAGAGAAUAUGGCAGAUGAACUGAGCAGUCUAAUAUUCAGCCUGGACUGAACUGGCUAUUGGGGUGGAAUAGGCCCAAAACUUGUGUUCUAACACAUCACUGAGUGAGACACCAAUGAAAAGACAACUGGAAACAAGGGAGUCCUCAGUGUAGGCACUUAAGCUUGUGGGACAUUCUGUGUUAGAGGAUCAUAGCAAACUAGUUUAAGCACAUGGAUGGCCUGUACCUCUGUCUCUAAAAAGCAAACAAAAACCUUAAUGACAUAGUGUACAGCAGAGUUGUGAUGAGCAAGAGGCAGUUAAAAAGCUAGGGGAGUACAGCAGUGUUAAAUGAUGCAGCGGUUCUAUUUCAGUAAAGUUGAUUCUUCCUGAUUGGCUCAUUCACAACUGACAACCUUUUGAAUGAAUAAAUGAAGUUUUCCUGCUGGUUCUUAAAGUACUGAUUAAGAUAUGAACAAGAAUAGUUAAGCAAUUUCAUUGUGAAGUCUGGUCAGCAUGGAGAUAGCACAGGAGACACACAGUAAGUCUGGUCCUGGCCAGGGCAGUGUACAGGAGGAGGGCAGUGCAAUGAGCGUGGCAUGGUCAGGGGGAUUGGGGCUGUGGAAGAAUGCCUGAGCCACAUCUACAACAUGGCUACCAAUGCCCAAGGCACACAGCCCAUCUCAGCUACCACGAAGCACCACACUGACCUCUGAAGGAACAGAAGCUUGAACCUACAUAUAUUUUAGCAUGAUCUUUAGACUGUUAGUACAGUUACAAGCAAGAUUGUUACUGAAACUGGUGUGGUAGGCCAGGACAGACUGAUCAGCUUCUUCCUGAUUCCCUAUACCCCUUUUCCACAAUAAGCAAAGAACAGGUGUAUGUGCACUGACCACCCUGGUUCAUAACCAAACCAUUAUUCCCUUCCCCAUUCUUUGAUCCCCAAAGAAUCAUGGUAUCAACUGAACUCUAGGUCUCUGUGGCCCUUUUUAGGCAAUAAAAAUUAGAAACUGA
Messenger RNA from Apodemus sylvaticus (European woodmouse), 8233 nucleotides. RefSeq names its product neuferricin. The record is from RefSeq and is a predicted model, not a curated record. Lineage: Eukaryota; Metazoa; Chordata; Mammalia; Rodentia; Muridae. The coding region runs from base 188 to 979 and encodes 263 amino acids. The transcript has 4 exons. Gene Ontology annotation, cellular component: endomembrane system; membrane.